AUGCUGCUGCACUACAUUUUGGUGGCCCUCUGGGCUACUGUGGCCUACGCCAGAACUUUUUCUGAGGAUAUCUCAAACAUGCCGGAGCUGUCAGAGAUGUCUUCAUAUCUAAACCAGACGCCUGAAGCUAAGGAUGCGCUAGACAACCAGAAGAACGUUACUCUGCUUGCUCUUGAAAACAGUGCCUUCCGCGACUUUGUGGGCCAAGGCCAGGAAAAUGGCAAUGAGUCGUCAUCGAAUUCAAGCCUGAUCAGGGGUAUUUUCAGCUACCAGUUGGUGAAGGGAUUGCAUAACUCAGAACAGAUCACAACUACGCCGCAGUUUUCGCCAACGGAACUAAACGAUGAGGGCUUUACCAACGUUAGUUCCGGCCAGGUGGUUCAGCUUGUAGAGAAGGAUGGAAAGGACUACGCAAUCUCUGGGUUGAACGACAAUUCUACCAUAAUCAAGCCGGGUGUCGACGUUGAGAGCGGUGUGAUCCAUGUCAUUGAUCGCCCUUUGACUCUCCCUCAGAGCGUUACAGAUACACUUCAAGCUGCAAACCUCACCAGUUUCCAGGGUGCUGUGCAGCGCGGAAAUGCUGUCUCCAACGCCAAUGACGCAAAAGACAUUACCGUCUUCGCUCCGAGGAAUUUGGGAUUCCAGCGUAUUGGAUCCGCUUUCGAGAACAUUUCUACCGAAAACCUUGGGCGAAUUGCCAACUACCAUAUCGUCAGGGGUAAAGUGCUCUAUUCUCCAGAUUUGAACGAUGGAGACUAUCCAACAUACGCCGAUAAGGACUUGCAUAUUUCCAUGGUCGAUGGACGUGCCUAUGUCAACUCUGCUAGAGUUGAAUCUACCAACCUCCUUGUCAAUAAUGGUGUUAUCCAUGUUAUUUCAGAUGUCCUCAACCCCAACAAUGAUACCGCUAAGCCGGUUCCAGAUGCUGAUCCACCACCACCAGCGUUUGAAAAUGAGAACUCUACUAGCACCGACCCAUUGACAGAUGGAAUUCCCUCUCCUACUUCUGUGAUCCCUCUACCAGGCGUAACAAACAUUAGUGAGGGUGGAGGAGGCGGCGGCGGAGGCGGUGAAUCAAGUACCUCCCCAAGUCCAACGGCUACAGUAACAGAGACAGAAACCAGUGGAGGUGGCGGUGGUGGCGGUGGUGUGGGAGGUGGUCCAGGGCCGACUGCAACAACCACACCCCAGCCAGGAGCCGCCGCAACAGCGCCAGCUAAGGCUGGAUUAGCUGCUGCAGUUGGAUUAGGUGUUGUAUUGAUCAACGCAUAA
This is a messenger RNA of Nannizzia gypsea CBS 118893, 1272 nucleotides long. RefSeq lists its product as hypothetical. Gene Ontology annotation, cellular component: fungal-type vacuole membrane. The transcript is spliced from 3 exons. Gene Ontology annotation, biological process: macroautophagy. NCBI's taxonomy places the organism in Eukaryota, Fungi, Ascomycota, Eurotiomycetes, Onygenales, Arthrodermataceae. The record is from RefSeq and is a predicted model, not a curated record. Bases 1 to 1272 code for a protein of 423 amino acids.